GGAGGUGAGCAGAGGGCCACUCCGAGCACGGGCCAUCCACACGUCGAGUGGGACCAGCGCCCAGAGUUCCUUAUGACAGCAGCAAACCGCCUUGUUCCCAGUGAACGUUGUGUGUCGUGAUUACGGUGCUCAUCAGUCCCUCUAUGCAGACAAAACUGUGCCCACACAGAAAGCCUAAAACUCAGAACGCACCCUCGCAUUACAUGUGGCUAGUGAUGAUCCACAGCUGAGGUGACACGGAGGUGCCACAACCUGGCCGUGGGCCGCGGGUGGUCUGCGGGGCGGAGCUGAAGGGGCGGCGCCGCGUGCACACCAACGCGAGUGAGAUGAGAGCGGCCGUGCAUGUGGUGGUGGCGUGGGCGGUGGUGGGCGUGUGGGUGUGUGGAGCCACCCGCGUCCCCUCACCCAUCAGGAUCUCCGUGUACGGCCGCGACAACGCCUUUUCUUCCAACUCCUCCUCCAACUCCUCUUCCUUCAUCAGCUACACGAGACCACGACGGAACGCCACCUACGUUGCCUCCAGCUCGGAGAUAAAAAUCGGCGACGAGGAAGAAGAGACUCUUUCACUCCAGCACGACGAUGAAGACGAUGACUCCGAAACAGAACUUGAAGGCAUGGGUGGCGUUAACCGCAUGGGCGUGGCUUCCGGGGCGUCGACAUCAAGAAAACUACGCCCACACCUUCGGGAAUCCAAAAGACGCCGCUCGCAGUCGCUCCUGGACAGCACCAGAGGGAUAGCCGCUCCACCCAGCUUCGGUCCCCCUGCCGCCCCUGCACCACCAGCGGCACCUGCGCCCCCUGCAACACCUCUGUCACCUUCCCCACCAGCAGCACCGAGACCCCCAGCACCCCCACGCCCACCAGCACCACCUGCGCCCCCUCAUGCCCCAGCGCCCCCUGGUUCGGGUCCUCCAGCGCCGCCUAUCAGCUCCCCUUCGCCCCCAGCCGUCCCAAUGCCACCCUCCACACCCACCCCUACAAGCUUCGGUCCGCCCGCCAUCCCCGUGCCCAUCAGCUCCCCCUCACCUCCCCCAGGCUCCGAUCAGGCACAGGUCACAGAUAUCAAAUGCAUGGACACGGGAUCCACCAGCUCGUUCAUGGCGGUGCUGUCGCUUCCUCUGGGCUACAACGCCAUUCCGGUAUUCGAGGAUCGACCCAACGUGGACCCGACCAUCAACACGGCCUGCAGGAUGAUCCCCACACAGCUCACCAGUGACAUCUUCCAGCUCUUCGUGACCGACCUGGAGCGGUGUGGCGUGUCCAAGUGCCGCCAGCCCACUGGGGAGACGUGGUUGUGCCUGCAGCUGCGUUUUCCUUUGGUCAACGGCCUCAAACUUCCCGAGGACGAGAUUAUCCACAUCAGGUGCCGCCCCCAGGACAAGACUUCCCAGGAAACUCACGUGCUCAGGGUAGCAACGGCAAACACAGGGUUGUCGUCAGCCUCGGUGUUUGAGGGUGGAAAGCAGGAGUUCGAGUGUGAGAUCGGCCUUUUCAGAAAGCUGCCGGGCACACAGCUCUUCGCCUCCAUCGUCACGCCAGAGGUGGAGCUUGAUCUUGGGGAGGAGGUGCAGCUGAGAUCCAUCGUGCGGGCAGGCGACGGGUGGGAGUACAGCCGCAUCACCACCAUCAUCAUCCAGAAGGUGGGCCCGCCUCGUUCACGCUCCAUCCUUAACGCCGCCGACCUGGUCUUCGCUGACGGCUGCCGCAACCCUACCUACAAGGUGAUCGCAAAGCAGCACCCAAAGAGGGAUCCGAGGAACCCACUCAUCAAUAACUUCAACUUCCGCAUGUUCAUGUUUCAAGACAUGCUGCCAGGCGACACCCUCAUGAUCACCGCCAAUGUCAUCGGCUGCGUGGACGCCCAAGACUGUGCUCCUGUUAAUUGUGACGGCGCAGGGGAAACAGACUUCCUGGGUUUUGGAAGACGGAGGCGCGCGGUAAGCCACACUUUCACUACCGUCGUUCCCGUCACGGUAGGACACUUCGCGUCAUCCGGUCCGCCCUUCCCUCCUCCCGUCACCUCCACCUCGCCCUCGCCGUCACCGUCACACUACAGCAGCCAUCGACAACAAGACAACACAACCAAAUGGGAGAGGAAUCUAUCCGUCAGAGUCAAAAUUCCAGACGACGAGGUGCAGCAGGAGUCCCUCGAGGAGCGUGAGUGUCGCCUGUACCUCUUCAUCACGUUGGGAGUGUCGGCCGCCUUCUGCGUCUUUUCCAUGGUGUUCGUCUCCGUGACUCUUCUGCGCAGCCGCACCAAGAACGUAUCUCAACCCUCUCCUGUUGCUGUGGUCACUCAGCCGCCGCCGCCACCUCCACAACAGCAUUAUCUGUCACCUGUCUGUCCCAGCUCUACGCGACCUGUGCUCCCCGAGGACGCCAUGUCAAACCUGUCAAACCACAGCGCCUCGCCUCUCCAUGACUUCCCUGUCCCCGUCCCUCCUACAGUCCGUCAAAGAAAGCGUCAAGUCAACACAGAACUGCUGAGUAUUUUCAACAACGACCAUCUCCAGUUUCCGUGCGGUUCAUACUUUCCUGGGAUGCUCAACUACUACGGGUAUGUGGUGGUUCCUCGCAGGCCGUCAGACUGCAAAGUUAGGGAGAAGAAAUCAAGGAUAAACAAGAGAGACCGCAGGAGAUACCAGAUGAGUGAGGCGGAAAGACAAACAGAGGACACUGGCAGUCAUUUCAGCGGCAUCGAUGGAGGAAGUCGCAUAUCCGCUACACACGGCGGCCACAAGGCGGUCAUCCGAGUCUCUGGGACCAGUUCAGAGCUGGUCAACUCCCGCUCCACACUCUCACCGAAGCCUCUGCCAAGAUCCAGAGUACACACGAAUGAUGAAAAUAUUUAUAGUGAAAUAACGCAAGGUGCUAUGCCGACUAUAGUCUGAACAAAGGACGAAAAUAACAAAAAAAAAAAAAAAAGCAAGGGGCAAAAGGAACAUUAAACUCCCAGAAAUUAGUCGGAGUCAUGUCUCGCAGGGAGCGUGAAACCUCAAGACUUGUGUUGUAUCUUCGAAACUUAUAAGUCUGUUUUACUUGUCUAUGUUGUAAUUACAAAA
Molecule: messenger RNA, 3062 nt
Organism: Scylla paramamosain (green mud crab)
Lineage: Eukaryota; Metazoa; Arthropoda; Malacostraca; Decapoda; Portunidae
Exons: 11
Coding region: 327-2891 (854 amino acids)
Source: RefSeq, a predicted model, not a curated record